Molecule: messenger RNA, 1613 nt
Organism: Silurus meridionalis
Lineage: Eukaryota; Metazoa; Chordata; Actinopteri; Siluriformes; Siluridae
Gene: apoob
Product: apolipoprotein O, b
Exons: 9
Coding region: 111-731 (206 amino acids)
Biological process (GO): cristae formation
Cellular component (GO): MICOS complex
Source: RefSeq, a predicted model, not a curated record
CUCAUUCUUCAAGUAAAAUAAUUUCUAAAUCGCGUUUCUGUAGCACCGCACCGCUGAGGAAAAAUGUCUCCUUCGGGAUGCCGUAGAAAAUAGGACCCAUUCGAGUGAAAAUGUUGAACAGCGGAAGAUUGCUGAAGGUGGCAUUGCCGCUGGCGUUACCCGGCUCACUGUACCUUGUGUCGGGACGUGUUUUCGCCGCCGGUGAGAAUGAUAAAAGCGAUUCCUCUCCGAUUACUGAUGAGCUCUCCCUGUAUACCACCCCACACUCUCCAGUGUACUCUGCGAAGGCAGAAGUGGGUCAUGUGGAGAAGACAGUGGCGUCGUUGAGGAAAUCAGCCGAGCCGUACACAGCAUGGUGUCAGGAAAAGACGUCAUAUGCCCUGAAUAAAGCGGAGGAGUAUUAUACAACCAUGGAGCCUGGAAUUAAUGCAUCUGUACAGACUGUGAGAGACACGUACGAGUUUCUAAUGAAUCCUCCGCCCGAGUUUUACCCAAGCGCCGGUGCUGUGGGUUUUUCCGCAAUCCUCGGCCUUUACCUUGCCAAUGGUGGCAGGGUAAAGCGUCUUCUCUUCCCCACUGGAUUGAUGGCUCUGAGCGCGUCCAUGUUCUACCCACAGCACACUGCAUCUCUGGCUAAGGAAACCAAAGACAAGAUAUACAGUUUGGCAUCACAGACACGUGUGUUCUUGGAGGACUUGUGGAAGAAUAAAUUACCUGGCAAACAGAAAUAAACAUUUCUUGGUGAAAGAAGAAUUAAGCAAAAGAAAGGUCUCCAUCUGAACAAGAUUUCACAAAGACGUAGUCAUUCCUGUCAGUCUGAUUCUGGUAUAAUCUCCAUCAUUCAGCAGUGGAUAUUCAGCCUAUAAAUCAAUUUAGCAUUUUUUUUCUACUGUAUUAAGUUACUUAAACUUAAUACAGUAUAACUUAGUUAUAUUUAUGUUUAUAGUAUUUAUCUAGAGUGUCCUAAAAAGAGGUCAAUAUUUAUAUAUAAAUAUACACAAAUUCACAUCGAGUGGGAUUGAUUGAUGGAGGAAUCAUUAUGAGCCCGGUAAUAAAUUUCUCCACACAACUUUGUGCUCAGAAUGGCAUCUUCUCUCUGUAAAUGUAUAUUUAUUAUUACUGAUGAGUGAAGAACUCAAUCCCAAUGACUUCAACCAAAACAGAAAUCCAGCAGCGACUAUAGAAACCGCAGUAAAUGUUUUUUCAUGGAUCUACAGAAUCAUUAGUCUGAUAUACAGACUGUUUUUCUAGACGUUGUUCUGUCGUUUAAUAGGUACAAUGUUCAUCUUUCUUAAAUGGACGACGCGACAGAAAGCCAAGACUUUUUACCAGAACUUUAAUUCUUCUCCCAAAAUUACCGUAACACACCCAAUAUAGGUUCCCAAGCGUGCUAUAUGCCUCAUAACAUUACCGUAAUGAACAUAAUACUACAGACGUAUAAAAGCAGCAGCUGGCAAGUGGUUGUUCAGCUGUUGUGUCGUUUUUAUGGUUCUGAAUGAUGUUUUGUCUUUCAUCCAUCUAAACUGUACAAACUCUUUGAGCUACUGGAACAAAACUUGAGAAAGUUCAUGUGUUGAUCAUUGUACAAUAAAUAAACCCAUAUUUCACUUGUU